Messenger RNA from Juglans regia (Persian walnut), 934 nucleotides. Its product is annotated as ER membrane protein complex subunit 4-like. Gene Ontology annotation, biological process: protein folding in endoplasmic reticulum. Gene Ontology annotation, cellular component: EMC complex. The transcript is spliced from 6 exons. Lineage: Eukaryota; Viridiplantae; Streptophyta; Magnoliopsida; Fagales; Juglandaceae. The record is from RefSeq and is a predicted model, not a curated record. The coding region runs from base 84 to 626 and encodes 180 amino acids.
GGUCUCAUUCUCCAAUAUCGUUGGACAAGAGGUUGUACAAAAGGGAAGCGCAGAGUGAGAGAGAGAGAGUUCUAUUCUUGAAAAUGGAGAAAGGAAAGGGAGUGAUGGUAGGGGGUAGAAGAUGGGCCGUUGACUUCACUGACUACUCCACCUCUCCUUCUUCCCGCGACAUUCCCGAUCCCCCUGGUUUCUCUCGAGCCUCUCAAGAUCAGGAUGAUUCAACUCUGAGUCGGCAAAAGAAGGACGCAGAAUCGAACUGGAAAUCUCAGAAAGCUUGGGAAGUGGCACAGGCCCCUUUCAAGAAUUUGCUAAUGAUGGGAUUCAUGAUGUGGAUGGCUGGAAGUACAGUGCAUUUGUUUAGCAUUGGUAUCACGUUUUCUGCUCUUUUGCAGCCAAUUAGUGCCUUACAAGGGGUUGGGAAGGUUUUUGAGCCUUAUAAAGAUGUUAAAGUAGAUCUUCUUGGGCCUAAGUUGCUCUUUAUUGCCCUUAAUUUGGGCGGUUUAGCCCUGGGUGUUUGGAAGCUAAACACUUUGGGACUUCUUCCUACCCAUGCAUCAGACUGGGUUUCUUCCUUACCUCCUGCGCAGGAGGUUGAAUAUUCUGGGGGGGGUAUUCCUAUACGUUGAUGUGCAUUUUUGGUUCAAUUGGCCGUGGUUCUCAAGAUAGCAUGAAGGAAACUUAUUGGAGGAUGUUUGAUGUUGUUUAUUGGCCGACGGGUUUUGACGCCUGGCCACCAAGGACUGUAACCCUGUCGCAUGAAAUGUUUAAAUUUUCUCAAAACGCUUUAGCUGAAUUUUUUGGCACCUAAUGCGACUCAUUUGUACGCAUGAUGUUGGAAAUAUUGAUUCAACCAACGGUUACUAGCAGUCCGAUACUGUGUCAGAAUGGCAGUAUUUUCGUUUUAUUACUAUUAUUAAGGAUGAUUUUUCCUCUA